Molecule: messenger RNA, 7021 nt
Organism: Pocillopora meandrina
Lineage: Eukaryota; Metazoa; Cnidaria; Anthozoa; Scleractinia; Pocilloporidae
Source: the annotation of a GenBank genome assembly
UGUAAGUCUGGCCACUCUAAGAUGGCGCGCAGCUUGUUUGGACUGCGAAAGUUAGCGUUUCGCCCGUCUUUCUUCCGUUUGUCAGCUUUAAGACCCAUCCAUACAGGAACUAUGAGUUUAGGAAAUCUGGAGGAAGAAUUUAAGUCAGCAAGUGAAAGGACAAAGACUCUAAAACAAGAUCCAGGGAAUGAUCACAAACUGAAGUUGUAUGCCUUGUUCAAACAGGUAAAUUACUCUACUGACUACACAGCUUAAUUGAGUUAGAUUUCUAUGCUAGACUUUUAAUUCCUCUGAAUUGUUUAAAAAUAUUAGAGACGUAUAGUCAAAUUGAAGAAGUUUUUAACCUCAUCCUGGGAAGUUUUUUGUAUCCUGUUACCUGUCUACAUGGUAAUGAUAGUGGCCCUGCUGAUCUCUGGAGUGACCAAAAAGGAACUUCUCCUUACAAUAUCUAUAUUUUUAAGUAGAGAGGUUAGGAGAAGAAAAAUUGUUAUUGUGCGAUUUAACUUCAAAUUCACAAAGCUAAAAUUAUGAGUAAUGAAGAUGAGAGGAUUCUUCAGGGUGAUGAAUGUUACUAAAGCACUGUCAGUGGUGAAAUUAAAGCCUGAAAAUAAACCCUUUAUUUUCAAUACUGCUCAAGUAGUGUUCAUUACUACAAAAUUCAUUCUUAAUUCAUCUCUCAAUAUUCACUCUCAUCCUGCCUGUGGCUGCCCAUGAGCGCUGUCCAUUGCCUAUUCUAUAGGUUAAAACAAAAUUUGCCAAAUUUUCAACAUUUCGUGGUCAUAUGAUAAAGUGCUCAUUGACUGAGUUUGUUCGGACUGGAUAGGAAAAUAUUUGGUUCUCAGUCAUGUUGCACAGACCUUGCUACACUCACUACUUCAUGACCUCAUGCCAAAUAUUUUCCCAUCUGGUCUUCCCACUCAGUCAAUUAGUAUGUUAUCUGUCAGAGUGGGUUAUCAUCCCAGUCCUUUUUUUCCUUGUAUACAUGUACUGUAAUGAUUUGAUGUAGCAUCUAAAGGGCUUAUUUACUUUUGGUACAACUCACACGCCAACUCACACGCCAAACAACUUACAUUCCAUCAUGUAUCAUCAUGAUAACAAAGUCCAAAGUCCAAUUAGAACAUACCUAAUCAUUGCACUACAUGAACAAUGGGCAAUUUUUAAUGUGCUUGAAUUGUAUUUCACCAAUCAAAUUCCACUUUGCCACAUUGGACUUUGCCCUAUCACAUGUUAUUUUCCUACGUUUCUUUACAUAUUCCAAUUGCAUUGUCCAACUCCACUGAAAAAAAUUCACAUGGAACUUAAUACUACUGAUAUUGGGUUUUCCACACAAUUCUCCCACAUUUAACUUUUUCUAUUGAUUAAAGUCACUUUAAGCUACCUUGGACUUAGACCAAUUGUGUGUUAAUUCCUCAUAAAACAGCCUGCAUUUUAUCACACAUUUCACAUACAGAGGAGGGCAAAGUCCAGAUCGCCAACCACCUUUUCCUUUUCCACCUAUCCUUUUCUCUUGUUCAAUGUAUCUUAACUUAUUUGAGAUCACAGUACAUCUUUGGUUAGGGUUUAUUAGAGGUACAACAGAGUUUCAGUUUGAUUUUCAUAGUAAAAUUAUGCAGAAUUAUAUUUUUGAGGUAACUAAUUAACUAAUAAUUUUAAUUUUCUCUCUGUUGGGGAACUGUAGUAAGCGUAGUCUCUUUGGCAACUGUUAUUUGGUCUUGUCACGCAACACACUCUCUCUCAAAAGGGAAAUUGAGGGUGUUGUGUGAGGAGACCAAACAACAGGUGCAAAGACAACAGUAAGCAUGGCACCGUUGCAUUUCAUUUUAACUUAGAAGUAUUUAGUAGAGACAGUAGAUCACUUAAUAUCUGUGUGAGUUCAGAUAAAUUAGGUUUUUUCCCGGUCUUUCUGUGAUAUUUUUGUUUUUUGAAAGUUAUACUCUUUUUGGCGACAAAAAAAGAAAACAUUAAGUGUACAAAUUGUCCUAUCUCAACCCACCCAGCCAAAAAAGUAACUUGUGCAUGCCACGCAUGCCUAUGUUUUAGUUAUUAUAUUUAUAUAUACAUAGUUCAAGUCUUUUCAGAUUUCAUGUAAAAUUUUUCUUUUUCUUUCUAGGGCAGUAUCGGAAAAUGCAAUUCUCCCAAGCCAGGAGCAUUUGAUUUUGUUGGCAAAGCAAAGUGGACAGCAUGGAAUGAUCUUGGUGAUCUUUCAAAGGUUGAUUAAAGUGCCUGCUUUUCACUCUUCAAUUUAUGAGACUAUUGCUAUUCAUAGAAAGAAUUGAUGGGAAACUGCUUUAUGUUGUUUUAAGACCAUUUUUUCCCAACCUGAUUCUCCUUAUUUUGUCCAUGCACCCUAAAAUAUUGUAUAUGUAAUAACGCCAUAGAAAGUUUGUAUAAUCAGGUGGAAACUUUGAAAUAGAGCUCAAAAGAAAUCAAUAAAUGAAGAAAAGGAGUACAUUUCUAAAGGAACUGUCGUGCUGCAUCUGCAAGGGGUAUUUCAAGAUGAUUUGCUUUUUUCAACUGACUCGAUUAUGUAAAUUUGCUCUAUUUGUUCUGACAAAGGCUAACACUCAAAACAUCAGUAUUAUAGAAACUCUCUACAAUAGUUAAUUUGCAUUAUAAACACAAUUACUAAAACUUGAUAAUCUCACAAAAGAAAUCAGUCCACCAGGAAUCAAACAGAACAAGAAUCAAAGAAAUAUCAAGAACAUGAGUCUUUUUCUCAAACUAUACAUUGGCUAAUUUCCCUUGAUCAAAAGUCUAUAUUUGAAAUGAAUCAACAACUUCAAAGCAUUUCAACUGUCCCAAUACAUUACUUAAUUGAUAGUUGUUAAAUGGAUUUCCAGAAAACUGCUUUUAUGGAAGUUAUGUUCACUCAAGUAUCACUUGAUGUUGACAGGACUAAACAAGAAUUGUCUUAUAGGGACACAUCCAUGACAAAAAUAGCACUGAAAAAACUCAAAUUAGGCAGCUACUGCUACAUUAAGUACAUCCUACACACUUUAAUUUUGUGGAUGACAUUAUUUUUACCUGUCUAAGUUUUUUUUUUAUCUAGCUCAGUGGCUGUUACUUAAUCUAUUUUGAUUGACUUUAUUUUCAGGCUGAUGCACAACAAAAGUAUGUAGAUUAUGUUAAUGACCUUGCAGGUGAAAAAUUUAUUUUUAUUUUCAACAUUUACUAUUUUGGUGUCUUUUUGAUGACCUUUUUAUGUGAUAUACCAAAUAUUUAGCAUCUCAACCCAAAAAUUAGAUUUUUCUGCCACAAUGAUGGUCAAAUGUUUUAAAAUUUCAUUACUAUAAUCAGGGUUAGAUUUAUGAAUCCUUUUUUCCUGACACAGGAUGCAUCAUUAUGUUGCUGAUCCUAGUACCAGUUGUAGACAUUAUAAAAUGUAGUAUAAUGCCUAGCUCUCCAUAAAGUUCUCUCAGUCACCAAAGCAUCAUACAGCAAAAUGGGAAAUAUUUGAUGUUAAAAUUGUGUUGGGGGAAUCAGAUUUUUAUUCCUUUGCUCUGGACAGAUGUAUAAACUAUUUUGUUGGAAUAUUUCAGCACAAUUUGGCACAACUGAUGAAGAUUUAAAGUCUCCAAAUCCUCAGAAUAACCCAUCAGUUGAAGUGGAGAGUAAAUACAAAGAACUAGUGGUGACAUUGGAGAAUGGAGUGCUGACAAUAAAAAUGAACAGGCCUACAAAAUAUAAUGCCAUAACCUGGGAGGUGCAUCUUAUUUUGUUUAUUCCUUUUUUUUUUCAAUCUUUAUUUAUUGGCAGUAUAUAAACAGGCUGGCCCUGUUUAGCCUGUGUUAACAAUGUAAAUUCAAUAAAAAUAAGAAUAGAAAUAUGGAAAACAAAAAUGAACCCACAACACAAAUUACAAUAUACACAUACAAUAUACGUUACAUUUCAUUCAUCACAGAAUUAAAUUUUGAGAAGUUUUUUAAAUUUUGGGAGAGAACUUACAAUUCCUAAUUUAUUUGUUAGAGUAUUUCAUACUUUUGCACCAUUGCAGCACCAUUGUAGACAGUUCUCAUAAAUUAAUAAGCACUAGACAAUGACAUAACCACAAAAUUCUAUGUAAACUUUUCAGAACGUUAAGUUACGUUUGACUACUGUUGAUAACAUUCAACAUCUCAGUCUUGUUGCCCAAAUACCUCAAUGUAGUAGGUUGGAGACAAUUUUCAUUUCUCUAGCUGGGCAUUCUUAGAUUUUUGUGUUUGGGUUUUGUUGAACACAAAUCUCAUUUGAUCAGUUUCCCAUAUUUGAAUUGUACAGCUGUUCAAAGUUUUAGAAUACAUAUGGCCAUCUUGAUCUUGUCUCUACUGUUUUCUGGACUGUUGGUAAACACACUACAGGCAUGAUCCAGGACCUUCUAUAAAUUUUGUAUUUAUUUAAUUUGGGUUUCACAAUUAUUUCGUAAAAUAUUCUGUGUUAUCUGAGUAUCACCUGGAGUAAUAGUGGCCUAAUCAUUGUACUCUGGGUGAAGAGGGUGGGGUUUAAGAGACAGCAGCCAGUGUGUUGUGUUCAUGGACAAGACUCCAUACUCUGAUUAUCCAUAUGUGUGUGCUUAGUUAAUUAACUAUGACAACUUUUUUUGCUAUUAUCUUAAAAAGAUGUACCAAGAAUUAAUGACUGCUUUGGAUGAAGCUGGGAAAAAUGAUGCUUGUGUGGUAGCUGUGUUGACUGGAUCUGGAGAAUAUUACUGCAGUGGAAAUGACCUGGGAAACUUUACCAGAAUUCCGCCUGAGGGUCCUCAAAAGAUGGCAAAUGAUGCACGGAAAGUAUUAAAGUAUGUUAGCAGUUCAAUGUCUUUUCCUGUAUCACAGAUUCCCCAAUCAUUUGUCUAUCUGUGGGCUACCAGUGUUCUCCAGAAGAACCAGGCUCGGUUCUCCCUCAGAGGGGCUGAGGCAGUUAAAAACAGUUAAAAAUUCAUUUCUUUGUUAUCCACUGAUUGUUUUAUUAGAAUAAAUAGACAUCUUACCAUCCACAUUGGAAUCUUCUUUUUUUUUUUCAGUCACCUUUAAAUAAUUGUGAAAUUAGACUUUAAUUGUCUUCCAUUGAUGCAAUACAUAUUUACUUAUCUUACUACACACUAAUCUUACUUGUGAAUGCAAAUCAAGUAGUACUUUUUGUUGUUACCAUUAUGACAGGAACUUUGUACAACACUUCAUAGACUUCCCUAAGCCUCUGAUUGCAGCAGUCAAUGGACCUGCUGUGGGGAUAUCUGUAACAGUCAUGGGCCUGUUUGACUUAAUCUAUGCAUCAGAUAAAGCUACAUUUCACACACCUUUUAUGGAGCUGGGACAAAGCCCAGAAGGAUGUUCCUCGUUUAUGUUCCCUAGGAUAAUGGGACCUGCAAAGGUACAUUGACUUGCCUCUAAUUUCUGUUGUAACCUUUGUAUAAUUUGUUGAGUUAAAGAGCCUAUUUCAAGUUAUUGUCAUAAUAUGUGAAAAUUACAUCAUGAAUUCUUCUCCUCCUUUAGUCCAAUGAAAUGUUGCUCUCUGGACGCAAACUGACAGCAGUCGAAGCAAGAGACUGUGGGUUGGUUACAGAUGUUUUCCCCCAUGACAAGUUCACAGAAGAAGUUCAGAACAGAAUACAAGCAAUGGCCAAGUUGCCCCCUAAGGUAAAAAAUUGCAUUGUAGAAUUUCACAGCAGGGUGCCCUCUACAAUGGAGUCGUUAUAGCAUUUGGAGACAUGCUGGUCAAAGGAGGGGGAGUGGGGGGGGGGGAAAGGGGGUGAUUUGCAAUCUCUUAGGGAUAAUUUUAUCCAUAUGGCUUCUCUCAAUAGAUUGUUGAAAGAAGCCUGAGAGUUAAACUUCAGUGUUCUUAUGUGUAUUCCCUUCAGCCUAAAAAUAAUAAAAGGCAUCCUGCCUUACUCAAGUGUUAUUUUAACAUAUUAUCAUAGUGGUGAAUACAAGAGAGGAGUUUUCCCAUAUUUUAUUCAUCAAUACUAAUAUUUAUCAUGAUCAUUUAUAUUUAACUGUAGACAGUCGGAGCUUUCAGUUAAGCAUUAUUUUAGACGACCAAUCAAUGUUUUAUAGUAUCCUUCAAAAGGUGAUUCGUUCUUUUUUUUUUUUUUUGUUUUUUUUGUUCACUCUACAGUCUCUGCUGUUGUCCAAGCAGUUAAUACGUGAUUCAUUCCGCGAUUUGUUACAUGAAGCCAACGAAAAGGAGUGCGCUUUACUUGAAGAACGCUGGCUUUCAGAAGAGUGUAUGCAGGCCGUUAUGGCUUUCAUGCAGAGAAAGUCCAAAUUGUAGCUCAGCUUCCAUUUCCUUGCCGCAUUUGACUUAGGGCUUUAUCAAACUAAAACACGAUGAACUGCAGAGGUUAAAUUUUUAUUGUUUCUUUCUAUCACCCAAUCAAGUGUUUAUUCGCGGCGGAUUUUGUUUCGAGAGAAGGAAGGGGGGAUGUCGCUGAAGCAAAAGGACUGCGAAGGAGAUUAAUCAAGUGGCAACGAAACAAACAAACUGUCACGUGUUAGAAGCGUGGGACGUUUAUCACAUUGGCCGAUGUUCAGGAUUUUUUAAAUGUUAAAUUCGCUCUUCGCAAAUAAUUCAAUCGUUAAUCAGUCAAUAGUUAUUAAUCUUGUUGAAACUGAAAAUUGUCGGCGUUCUUGUAUCACUUACUUACUUCAGGCAGUUUACCUGUAUUUAUUCAGGCGCAUGAAGACCAAACGAGCGCGUUGCAGGGACAGCAUCCUGGUUUAAAACACGAAAUGGACUGAGGCAUUAACAUCAGAAAACCCAGAGGCACAAAGAAACAAGUGUUGUGGUGAGAAAAGGUGAUUGCAAGCUGAAAAACUUAACUCACACAUUUUCCAAAAUUGCACAAAAAAAGUGAGCUCAAACUAACAAGGACAACACUCAUAAAGAGACUAUAAAAUUUUCACUCGUCGGAUAAAAAAUUUGACCGCGGAAGGAAAUAACUGCUUGAGUUGCGUAGAAUUGACUUGCAUUUCAGGUUAUGCUCAAACUUUCAAGAAGGUUGUUACAUUAUCACGAUCACGGUUGGUGGCAGGGUCUAGAAAACGUUGGC